CGCAUGCGUGAACUUCACGUAAACCCUCCUAUUGGUCAGUGAUCACAUGAUGCAACCAACUUCCUGUUUGAUUUCAUUCCCGAAAUGUGAUGCCAAGUACGAACCGCGAGGGACUUCAAUUGCUCUCCUCAGAUGUGGAACACAAUAUUCAGAUCUAGUGUGACGAGUAGGACGCGCUUGUAUUGGAGGAGUCUUUUCACCAUGCAACUAAAGAGCAGCGAGUUUAAGGUUUUGUUCACCGAUGGACUGAAUGAACUGGCAGAAACAUUUAAAAAGAACCAAUAUGAGUUGAGGAUAGCCGGCGGUGCUGUGCGGGACCUCUUAUCUGGAAAGCAGCCCGAAGAUGUGGAUUUUGCCACCACCGCUACACCUGACCAGAUGAAGCAGAUGUUCCAAGCUGCGGGCAUCAGAAUGAUCAACAAUAAAGGAGAGAAGCAUGGGACAAUUACCGCAAGACUUCACAAUGAGAAUUUUGAAGUGACUACCCUGCGGGUGGACGUGGAGACAGACGGCCGCCACGCCGAAGUGGAGUUCACCACCGACUGGCAGAAAGAUGCUGAGCGAAGAGACCUGACAAUCAACUCCAUGUUUUUAGGUCUAGAUGGCACGUUAUACGACUAUUUCAAAGGAUACGAGGACCUCCAGAGCCGAACGGUCCGGUUUGUUGGCAGUGCAGAACAAAGAAUCCAAGAGGACUACUUAAGAAUACUGCGUUAUUUCAGAUUCUACGGCAAGGUGGCUCUGAAGCCCGAUGAGCACGAGCCUCAGACGCUCGAGGCUAUUCGAGCCAACAGCAGCGGGCUGGCGGCCAUUUCAGGGGAACGCAUUUGGGUGGAGCUGAAAAAGAUCGUCAUCGGCCACCAUGCCGCCCAACUGCUGGAGAUGAUGUACGGCUUGGGGUUGGCCCGUUACAUUGGUUUACCGUCUGAGGGCAACGUGGAUGAGAUGAAGCGGGUGUGGCAGAACGCCAAGGGUCACUCUCCCAAAGCCAUGACCAUCCUAGCGGCUCUCUGCCGCCGCUCAGAGGAGAUUGAGAGGAUGGACCUGCGACUGAAGGUGUCCAAGGAAGAGAAGACCCUUGCUCUCUUUCUGGUCAAGUACAGACGAGAUCUCUGCAAGAACGGCGACCAGCAAGAUGGGCUCAAAACCUUCACCGACUUCAUCAUCGAUAGUCGCGAACUGGAUACUCGCAUGAAAGUGAGCGAGCUGCUCAAGUACCAGGGUGAGCACAAGCUGCUGGCCGAACUCGGCCAGUGGACCGUCCCUCGCUUCCCCAUCAGCGGACACGAUCUCCGGAAAAUGGGCGUCACCACGGGCAAGGAGAUCGGGGCUACUUUACAGAAGCUGCGCGACAUCUGGAAGAAAAGUCAUUAUCAGAUGGACAAAGAGGAGCUUCUCAGUUACGUGCAGUCCUGAGGAGCCGAUGCACGUCUGCCGAGUCAAGCGUGCGUGUCCUUGACUAGUUUGGACUCUGGCAAAUCAAGUCCCCCCCGUGUUGGCACUGCUUGCAGUGAUUAUGUAUUGAGUGGACUCACGCGUAUCGUCAACAUGACCAGAGACAAGCAGCCCCCACUGAUGAAUUCACUUUCAUUCUAAAUGGCACCGUGGAGCAGCUUUUUACAUCUGCAUAAAAUGGGGGAGAAUGUGGCCAUCGACAUGACAGUGCUGGGAGUAUGUUAGUGCUGUGGCAUUUUGCAUAUUUCUCUCCCCCUUCAAUUUGUGGAAUAAGUGCUAAGCACGGGUUAUUUUCAAUGCUCGAGCAUCAAUGUCAAGAUUUUUUUUUUUUCAGGCCGGGCAAAUUUUCCAGGAUAGGCUUUACAUUCAACACAAGCCAGUAUUUAAUUGUGCUGGAUGUAGUCAGAGCAUACAGGUACUCUAUAGAGAUGCCAAUCUGUCAAGUGAUGGAAAUAUUUUUGUUUCACCGCUACAUAUUAUGUCUUUAUUUAAGCGUGUAACGUUGUGAGAUUUGUCCAAAAUGGAAAUUGUGGCAGCCUAUCAAGACGUGCGGUCACUGCCGUGUUGAAUCCGGAUGAGUUUGAAGAGUGUUUUUUUUUUUUUUUUUUGAGACGUCGUCUUAAACCGUGCCAUCUUUAUUUCCACAGAACAUAUUCCAUUGUGUUACACUUAAUUUCAUCAAUCUUGCCAACUGAUUCCAUGAUGAGUAUCGAUGCCAUCAAAGCAAACGUGAACAAAUAAACGAUUGGCUGACGGCGUCAAA
Hippocampus zosterae (dwarf seahorse) is the source of this 2218-nucleotide messenger RNA. RefSeq names its product tRNA nucleotidyl transferase, CCA-adding, 1 (gene trnt1). Gene Ontology annotation, biological process: RNA processing. Lineage: Eukaryota; Metazoa; Chordata; Actinopteri; Syngnathiformes; Syngnathidae. The record is from RefSeq and is a predicted model, not a curated record. Gene Ontology annotation, molecular function: RNA binding; nucleotidyltransferase activity. The transcript has 8 exons. Bases 133 to 1416 code for a protein of 427 amino acids.